This is a messenger RNA of Letharia lupina, 2073 nucleotides long. RefSeq lists its product as uncharacterized. Gene Ontology annotation, cellular component: nuclear inner membrane. The record is from RefSeq and is a predicted model, not a curated record. Bases 1 to 2073 code for a protein of 690 amino acids. Gene Ontology annotation, molecular function: chromatin binding. NCBI's taxonomy places the organism in Eukaryota, Fungi, Ascomycota, Lecanoromycetes, Lecanorales, Parmeliaceae. The transcript has 2 exons.
AUGGCUUCAGCAGAGGAUGACCUCGCAUAUCUAUCACCCUCCUUCGACCCUGUGUCUGUUACCAUGCCACGAUUACGAAAUAUUUUAAUGUCACACGACAUUCCCUACCCAGCUUCAGCCAAGAAGCCGCAGCUCGUCGACAUCUUCAAUCAAGAGCUUAAGCCCAAGGCGCGUAAGAUAUUAGCGGAUCGAGACAGAGUCAGGCGCACAAGUAGGGGCAUUACAGACAUGCCGAGGAGUCAAGAAGGGACAGUAAAUGGUGACGCUGACGAUGACGACGACGCCGGCUCGAUGCUGCCUCCGCCAGUGCCUGAUAUUCCACGACAAAGGAAACCACGCAAGAGCACACGCCAAUCGGUGGAGCCCACCAUAUCAGAAUCAUCCGUCACUACAAAAGCAUCAAACGGUCGAAGAAGCUCCAAUAAGCACGCCCGGCAAUCGGACACUGAACCUGACUUAGAACCAAUCCAUACAUCUGUACGGAAAAGCCGUAAGAGCGAGGCUACACCCGUGGUGAAGGUCCAAGAUCCAGAAGAUACACCAAUGCGACCGCCGAUGAGGGGUGGUGUUUUCAGCGAUGAGAACCCUUUCCAGAGCGGUAGCUCCCCUUUAACUCAAGGGGAAAACAGACGGAAGAGCGGUGGUAGAAGCAGUGAUAAGAGAAAGAGUUUUUCAAGCAGGCGGAGGAUCGAAGGGGUUCUAUCUACUUCAAAGCAGCAGGAUGGAAUAAUUGCCCCAACUUCCAAGACUUUCGUAGUUCCCGUUUCUAGGCUGAAGCAGUCCGCUAGCGAAGACGAGCCAACGGAUGGGAUCGAGGCUGGUGAGGAGUUCACAGCCGAAGAACAGCUGGAGUUGGUCAGAGGACGUGCGGCAAACGGAGAAUUGGACAUCCUCCCACCUCGGAAGAAGAAACGCCCACGGAAACCUCGCACAAUCCCUAAGUCCGCGCCAUGGGUAGUCCUCGUGGCUUUACUCGGAGGGUAUGCUACAUGGUGGCGUCAGGAAAAGCUAGCUGUUGGCUACUGCGGUAUUGGCAGGCAAUCCAAUGCUCUAUCGACUGUCCAACUACCUGAAUGGGCAGAGGUGCUGCAGCCGACAUGUGAGCCUUGCCCUCAGCACGCAAUCUGCUCUCAAGGGAUGGAGACCAGAUGUGAGCACGACUUCGUUCUACAGCCACACCCACUGUCUUUAAAAGGCCUAGUGCCACUGCCGCCAUCUUGUGAGCCAGACGGCGAGAAAGUCCGACGAGUAAAAGCUGUGGCGGACAGAGCCGUGGAAGAAUUGAGGGAGCGAAAAGCGCAGGCUGAAUGUGGGAAUUUGAAGAAUAGCAGAGGCAAAGAUGUACCUGUGGAGAUCGAUGAAGAAGAUUUGAAAAGAGAAGUGGGCAAGAAGAGAAGACGAAAUAUGGACGCUGCAGAGUUCGAAUCUCUGUGGAAGGGUGCCAUAGGGGAGAUCAUUGGCCGAGAAGAGGUCGUUUUCUCCUCUGAUGGCACCUCCCUCACCCGCCUUCCCCUCUCCUGCGCCAUCAAAAGAUCCGCGCGACUCACGCUGGCAAGAUAUCGACUCUCUCUUUCCAUCAUAAUCCUGUUCGGCAUCGCUCUUCUCUACAUCCGCUCGCUUAUUCUCACGUCCCGUAACGAUACAGCUCGUGUUCCCUCAUUAGUUGCCACUACUCUCGACCGUCUCGCCACGCAAGCGGCUUUGCAUGCCAGGGGAGAUGCAGCCGAAAGCUGGAUCAGUGUAGGACAGCUGCGUGAUGAUGUUCUCCGAGAUGAAUUCAGCGAUCAAAGGCGCGAAGGUAUGUGGAAACGAGUGCGAGCAGUAGUCGAGAGAAAUGCGAACGUAAGAGCCAGCGUCCGAGAAGGCCGGGGCGGGGACGUGUCAAGAGUGUGGGAAUGGAUUGGCAGUGUUGGCCUACUUGAAGAUGGUGCAUGGAGUGGUGGAGCAAAAAAAAGGGUGAUUUUGGGGCCUGUAGUCAAGGGGACGCCUGAUGAUAGGUCGAGUCCCAUGGAGGUGGAAGGACGGGAGAUGGUUGAGAAGAGGAAGUGGGACGAGGGUCGGCCUGUCUACUAA